This is a messenger RNA of Ruditapes philippinarum (Manila clam), 3562 nucleotides long. RefSeq lists its product as uncharacterized. The record is from RefSeq and is a predicted model, not a curated record. The transcript has 10 exons. NCBI's taxonomy places the organism in Eukaryota, Metazoa, Mollusca, Bivalvia, Venerida, Veneridae. Gene Ontology annotation, molecular function: electron transfer activity. The coding region runs from base 383 to 1684 and encodes 433 amino acids. Gene Ontology annotation, biological process: cell redox homeostasis.
UUGAACAAGAUCAAUCAAUUCCGGGUAUACAUGUACAUCUCUUACAUUGAUCAAUGAUUUAUCUAAUUAUAUAUAUGGGUGUGACAAGGUAUUGAUUAUAGUGCAUUUACUUAGUAAAUAUUGGACGUUGUUUAUUUAUCUGUUAUUUGUUGGGGUACAUGUCAUUCAGCCUCGCUUAUUGUUGCAUGUCAAAAUUGUGUACGGAAAUUUGAACUUUAGCUAGUUUCAGGUUACUGUAUAAUAAUCUGUUAAUUAUCGAUGAAUUUUAUUGAAUGAUACAACAGCUGCAGCCAGGAUAAUCGUGACGGCUGACAGUGGAACUUGAAGAAUUGAUUGCUUAUUCAACUGUUCAAUAUUGAAUGAACUAUAGGACAUUAUAAAGAUGGCAAUGGAACUUAAAGGAAGAGUGUUAGUUUACUCCAUCUUGGGUUGUCCCCAUUGUAUGAAGGCCAAGAGUACAUUACAGGAGUUAGGUGUACCUUACACAGAUGUGAGCUUAGAGAAAUAUCCACACGCUCGUCAAGACGUUCAGAUGAGAACACAAAAACGAACAGUUCCUCAGAUAUUCUUCAAUGCCAGACAUAUUGGUGGUAACGAGGAUCUACAAAAUUUGGUAAAAGACCAAGAAAAGUGGACAGAGGCACUGGAAGUGUUGAAAAGUACACCAGCUGGUCCUGAUGCUCCACAAGUUCCUGAUCCAAGCACUGCUGUAAAAUCUUUUGAUGUUGGAGAUAUAGUGUGUGAACCUGAUGAAUAUGCCGAGUUUGUAAAAGAACUGAGGAAUUCAGGAAUUAUAAAAGACCAUAGAUCAUUGCUGAGAAGCUACAAAAAUUCUUUCAGUGGCAAAGAAUUUGUUGACUGGGUGGUUAAAACUAAGGAAGUUGUGCCGGCCCUCGGCAUUUGUAAACCGCGACCAGCGGGAGAAUUAGGAGAGGAUUUGAGGAAACUGAUACUGAAAAUUUACAGUAGUUAUUUAUCACCUGAUGGGAAGAAAGUGAACUACAAAGGAAUAGGGGAGAGUAGCGAGUUUGAACAAUAUCAAAAGUUGGCGAAGGAGCUUGUACGUGUUCAGAUAGUGGAGGCAACUAGAGAGGAGAAGUUGGCAUUCUUCAUCAAUGUUUAUAAUGCGCAGGUGAUACAUGCUAAUGUAACUAUGGGACCACCAGUAAAUCUCUGGCAGAGGUAUAAGUUUUUCAACACAGUGCGGUACAUAAUUGGCGGACAUCAGUACUCUUUACAAGACAUAGAAAAUGGUGUGCUCCGUGCCAACAGGAAAGGAAUGGGUAUGUUCAUGAAGCCAUUUGGUUCAUCAGAUGCUAGACUGAAAGUAUCCUUGGAAACGCCAGAACCUCUAAUACACUUUGCUCUAGUGUGUGGCGCUAAAAGCUGUCCUCCUAUUAAAACUUACUCUGCCGAGGGUAUAUAUGACCAAUUAAACUUGGCCGCAGAGUCGUUCCUGGAAGGAGAUGAUGGAUGCCAGGUUGACAUGGGUAAAAGAACAAUAAAACUGUCACAGAUCCUAAAGUGGUACAGUGUUGACUUUGGCAAAAAUAAAGAUGAGGUUGUAGAGUGGGUACACAAACAUUUACCGGACAGUGAGAAGAAAACACAAGUAGGUGAACUUCUGGAGAGCAAGAACUACAAGCUGUCACACAUGCCUUAUGAUUGGGGAAUUAAUUCGUAGACAAGGGACUCUCUUGCAUGAUGGGAGGUUUUUAAAGACUUCUUGUAACAAGCCUGAAAUCAAAGAUAUUUUUAACUUUAUGGCGUAAUCUUUGUAACUUUCUGCUUCGGAUAGUGGCUUAGACUUACCAUUGAUAUUGUGUCUUGACAAAAAGAAAAUUAUAUUAAUAAAUAAAAACAUGCUGUAAACUUUAUAAGGUGUACAUGUACUGUAUGAAACUUGUUUGUUCAUAUUAGUAUUUUUUUUUGUAUUUACCAGCCUAUAUAUAAAGUUCUUAUUAUUAUACAUAUGCAAGUUAUUCCAGAAAGAAAAUGUUACCAUAUUAUGAUGUAACCUGUACUGAUAUGCAUUAAGAUAUUUUACAGGAAUUAUUACAAUAAUUAUGUAUAAUCAUUAUUUCAGAUUAAUUUUUCUUUUAUCAGUAAUUCAAUAUAUUUGAUACCUUAAGCUGCACACUCCCAGAUAAACCAAAAUAUUUCAAGGUAAUCAAAUUUGAGAAAAAAGAAUCGAAAUUUAAAGAAAAGUAAAAAGAUUCAAGAUAAAAGUAAUAAUUUCUAUAUUAUAUUUGAUUUAUGACAGAUUUGGCAGUAUUUUUCACCAUAUUUCUACUAAGUUAUCAUGGUUAUUGAUGCAGAAUUUGAAAGGACUAUUUUGCAUAUUUUUGCCUCCUUUUUAGUAAUUAACAUGGGUGGUAAGUGAUGUUUGCAAUGUGAAAAUUAUUUUCUUUGUUCAUUUCACAAUAUUUUACUUUUUAAUGCAUAUUCAAUGUAUUAUGCCGUCAUCAAACUUGUAUCUGGAUCAUAACCUUUUUUAGUUCUUGGUGUAUUGUCUUCAUACUUGGCCACAACAACCCUUGGGACAAGACCUCUCAGUAGAACACACUGACCUUGACCUUCAUCCAUAAAUGACCUUGACCAUCAUUUCUUUGUUUGCUUUUAGAAAAAGUAAAAAGGCAAGCAUUGCCCCCGCCCGGCGGUGACUCUUGUAUAUUAUUUAUUUCAGUUUUUAUAAGAUAUAUCAUUGGAAAAACAUGUAUCCAUGAAUUUGUAGAAAUUGCACUUUUUUGGAAUUUAAUAUUUAGAUAUUAUUGUAAAGAUUUAUACAAUAAAAAAAAAUAUAUAAGAAUUGUUAAAUUAGGAAAAUGAGGAAAUCAAAAGAUUCAAAACAAGGAAAUUAAAGUUAAAAAAUAAGGAAAUUAAAAAAGAAAUGAAUAAAUAAUUGAAAUAGUAUGAUAAUCUUAAUUAUUUAUAAGUACACAAAGAUCUUUGACAUAACUUCAUACAUGAAAACGAUUUUUAAUUUAAUAUUCCCAGACUAGGAAGAGUGUUUGACUUUGAAUUGGGCAACUUGGGUUCAAUUCCUGGAUAGUGUAUAGGUCACUGUCGUAAUUGAUCAUGAAAUCCUUUAUACUGCUAUUUGCACUGUAAUACUACUUUGGCAUGUAAAGAAGUUAUAAAUUCCUGGUGAAAGUGAAGGAAACUAGUACUGGUAAACUGCUUGACAAAUCUGCCCAGGAACGAUGCAAUGGCAGAACAGUGCUCAGGUGCAUUCAAAGUAGCUUACUGCCUGUGAUCAGAAGGGUAAACUGCCAACACUACCAUCUACUAGCAGUACUAUCAUACCAUACAUGAUACGUAUCAAAGUUAGUAUCAUUAACACAUACUAUAGUCAAACAUUAACACUUUAUAUAAUUGCCACAGUUGUUACCAUGUAUAUGUACAGCAUAAUUAAAUAUGUUAGGUGAGUUUUAUAUGUUUACAUAUUUUUUUUCUUAUUUCUAUAUUAAUUCAAUUUCUAUAUUUAUUCAAUAAAUAUUUUCUUAUUUUCAUUGUAUAUUUCUAUAAAGGUUUUACAAUAAAAUGACUUUAUUAAUUCUGA